This is a messenger RNA of Carya illinoinensis, 642 nucleotides long. RefSeq lists its product as uncharacterized. Lineage: Eukaryota; Viridiplantae; Streptophyta; Magnoliopsida; Fagales; Juglandaceae. The coding region runs from base 1 to 642 and encodes 213 amino acids. The record is from RefSeq and is a predicted model, not a curated record. The transcript has a single exon.
AUGGAUAUGGAAGAGCUCAUUCACCAGACAGAGGCUCUUUCUUGGGAAGGUUUAAAUUUAUCUCCUGAAAAGGAACCAUCUUAUGAUAACCUUGAACUAACUCUUAUUGGUAAGAUAGUGGCGCCACGUCCUCUUAACAGAAUUUCUCUGCAUGCCUCUUUCCGAGCAGCAUGGAGUUUCAUCAGUAAGUUUCAUAUUGAAGAUUUGGAUGUAAACUUGUUCCUUUUUACAUUCCAAAAUGACAGAGAUAAGAGCAGGAUUCUGAAUCAAGCUCCGUGGAACUUUAAAGGUCAUCUCCUUAUCCUCAAAAACUGUCUUGCAGAUUCUACAUGGAAAGAGAUUAGUCUUAACACCUCACCAUUUCAUGUUCAAAUCCACGGUCUCACACGAAAUCAUAUGACAGAAAAGAUUGCUUUUAAAAUAGGGAAUGCUCUGGGAAAUUUCCUCGCUGUGGAUAUUGAUCCCUUUUUUGGAUUAGCUUGUAAGAAGUUCAUCAGAAUUAAGGUGGAGAUUGAUAUAUCUAAACCUCUGAAACAAGGGCUAUGGGAACCAAGAGAUUACCAUCCUGACACUUGGGUUUCGUUUAAAUACGAACGUUUAUCAGACUUUUGUUACGCAUGUGGAAGGAUUGGACAUUCUUAG